AUGGUAAAGACUCAUGUUAAGAACUGGAUUUCGGACAGCUUGAUGAAGCGGCGUGGUGAGCUCGGAAGAUUCGCCCGACCGACUUUGCUACCAAAAAGUAGUUCAACAGCGGACUAUCAAAACAUUACGAGAGAUGUCCAGACGCUAUUUGAUGCUUCCAAUCGAGACGAACGUCAAAUACUGGACACCGAAGUCCUCUUGUCAAUCAUUAUAGACCUCAAGCCAGGACUGAAGAGCGCGAUAUCACGGCGUCUCGACCGCAACAACAGCGACAACACGGCCAGACACAAGCAUGAAGCGGACAACAGUUUGAAUCUAUCUAACGCACACACUGAAUUGAACUCCACCGAAGCCAGGAUCCCUCCCCCUGCCAGGGACCAGAAGAGCACAACACAGCCUUUGACAGAGAGCUGCAACUCCCGUGAACUGAAAGGGUCUGGAACGAUUCGGCCUGGAGCGACCCACGGUCUUCCUCCAAGACCACCAUCUAGAUAUGAUAUAGACCAGUCUGCGAGCAAGCGGAAGCUUCCUGACCCACCUUCAACUAGUCUCGCUAUUCCUAGCAAUCGUACUAUCAGAGAUACGGUUGAACGAGCUUCAAACACCACAACUCAACACGAAGCAAAACGACCGCGUUUAGACGAGGGGAGACUUUCCUUUGCUGACUCUAACCCACUUCCCCGUCGGCAGCCAUCGCCGCCACGACGUUCCAGACAGAACGGUGGUAAUGAAAAGAAAACGCGACAUAGUAACCCAAAUGAUGUUCCGCUUAAACCGCGAACACCCCGAAGACCGGCCUCACCUUCUCCGCCAAGGGAUGCACCGUAUCGACAGCGUUCAGACUACCGAGAACAACGGUAUGCGCGGGAAUCCAGACCGCAUGAGUAUCUGGACAGAUGGAGGCCAGGGACCGACCGCAACCACGAGAGACCCAGGGAUUGGCGUGAAAACACCGUAGAGUUCCAGCGUAUGCCAACCGAGCGACAGAACCUGUCUCUACGCAAUCAGAUGAAGGGGAUGGAGGAGCAACUUAAGGCUCUAGUAGAGAGAAACAGGCGUUAG
Molecule: messenger RNA, 1062 nt
Organism: Fusarium sp. VM40
Lineage: Eukaryota; Fungi; Ascomycota; Sordariomycetes; Hypocreales; Nectriaceae
Source: the annotation of a GenBank genome assembly